This is a messenger RNA of Penicillium canescens, 540 nucleotides long. RefSeq lists its product as uncharacterized. The record is from RefSeq and is a predicted model, not a curated record. Bases 1 to 540 code for a protein of 179 amino acids. Lineage: Eukaryota; Fungi; Ascomycota; Eurotiomycetes; Eurotiales; Aspergillaceae. The transcript has a single exon.
AUGAUGCUUCUCAAGACCCUGGGCAUUGCUGGCCUCUUCUCCAUCAAUGUUUCCGGUCUUCCCCAGGACAUGAUGGUCCGCCGCGAGGACAUGUUCCGCCGUGACGGCGGCGGUGUCACGAUCAUCAACAACCUCCAGCAGGACAUCUACGCCUGGUCCGUCGCUGACGUUGUCGGCCCUAUGCAGACCAUCAACAGUGGCGGUGGCAUCUACUCUGAGAACUGGCGCAUCAACCCCAACGGCGGUGGUAUCUCAAUCAAGAUCUCCCUCGACCAGGAGCAACAGGACGUCCUCCAGUUCGAGUACACUGAGUCCGGUGACACUAUCUUCUGGGAUCUGUCUUGCAUCAACAUGGACUCUGGCAGCAUGUUCAUCAACUCCGGCUUUGCUGUCGUGCCCUCCGAUGAGACUUCCACUUGCCCUUCGGCUAUCUGCACUGCCGGAGAUUCCGCUUGCUCUGCGGCUUACCUCCAGCCUACUGAUGAUUAUGCCACCCACGGCUGCCCUAUCAGUACUGCUCUUAACUUGGCCAUUGGCUAG